Molecule: messenger RNA, 1990 nt
Organism: Lactuca virosa
Lineage: Eukaryota; Viridiplantae; Streptophyta; Magnoliopsida; Asterales; Asteraceae
Source: the annotation of a GenBank genome assembly
UCAUAGUAUCAUUCAGACAAGAACACAAAACUGAAUACUCAAAACACACAGAGCACUGCAAAUGGAUCCUCUAACGGCUCUCCGGGAGAUGACGAUGAGAAACGAGCUCGACAAAAUCGUCCGAUUCGACAACGAGUACCGAUUCGGCUCUUCCUACUCGUUCCCCUGCACAAUCGAAACGGCCUACAGAUCAAAACAAGGUAAUCUCUACACUCUCGAAACCCUAGUUUACUUCAUUAAGAAUGUCAACAUCAAGCACCACGAUUACAUCCGUUACGCCGGCACACAGAAGAUCCCUGCGGUCACUCUCCUGGAUCGCAAACCCUUAAUUGAGUACCUGCAAGGUAGAAUUUCAUCGACUGACGCUAUCGAGUUCCUCCCGCCUCCACCUCAACAUCAAAACUUUGAGAAUCAUGAUUACCGUAUUGGCGAUUACCCUAAUUUAAACGUGGUACCUGGUGACGAAUUGGAUGUUGAUAAUCAGGAACCUAGGGUUGCGGUUAUCGAAAACCCUAUGGACAUGCUCAGAGCAAUCGAAAGACCAUUGAAGGAUCGUGAGACGAUAUUGGAGUGUAGACAUAGGGAUUUCUACAGCGUGCUUACAGCUGCAACAAAGAGAGACGAGGAAAGACAGAGAUUAGAAUCGCAACAGAGGAAAGAUGGUUUGGUAGCUAAGAACAGGAUCGAUAGAGGGUUUGGAGAGGAUUUAGGGUUAGGGUUAGAUGGGACUCCGAGGCCAAAAAUGAAGGGGAGCAAGAUUGGUGAUGGGGUCCCGAUUAUAUUGGUUCCAAGUGCUUCACAGACACUGAUUACUAUCUAUAAUGUGAAAGAGUUUUUAGAAGAUGGAGUGUUUAUACCUACUGAUGUGAAGAUGAAGCAGAUGAAAGGGCCAAAACCAGAAUGUGUAACAGUGUUGAAGAAGUUUAGUAGUAGGGAUAGAGUGGUGACAGCUUAUGAGGUGAGGGAUAAACCUUCUGCAUUGAAGGCUGAAGAAUGGGGUCGAGUAGUGGCUGUUUUCGUGUUAGGGAAAGAGUGGCAGUUUAAAGAUUGGCCUUUCAAAGAUCAUGUUGAGAUCUUCAUCAAAAUUCUUGGAUUUUACAUGCGUUUUGAGGAUGAUAGUGUUGAGUCUGCAAAGAUUGUAAAGCAAUGGAAUGUGAAAAUCAUAUCGAUAAGCAAGAACAAGAGGCAUCAGGAUAGAGCUGCUGCACUUGAUGUUUGGGACAGAUUAGAAGAAUUUGUGCGCUCAAGAUCACGUUCUUGAGUACACCCUCAUGCUCUAAACCCAAGCUCUCCAUAGUUGGAAACCAUGUUUUUGAUCCUACUCUCUAUCAAAGUCUUGUUGGAGCUCUCCAAUAUCCGACAUUCACUCCUCGGAUAUUGCUUAUGCGGUUCAACAAAUAUGUCUCUUUAUGCAUGAUCCUCGUGAACAUAAUUUUCUUGCUCUAAAAUGUAUACUUCUGUACCUUUAGGGGACUUUGUCUCUUGGUCUUCAUCUUUGUCCUCAGACAUGCCGCUCUACUUUUGUAGUUUGUAUCUUUGUUGGUGACAAUCAUGUUUCUUGGUCCUCCAAAAGGCAACACAUCAUGUAGAGGUCUAGUGCCGAAACUGAGUACAGGGGGUAGCCAAUGUUGUAGUUAAAGUUGUCUGACUUCACAAUAUUCUCGAGUUGUUAUGUUUAUUAUCUCGUACUACUGUUGAUUUUUAUGACAAUGUAAGUUUUAUGUACCUAACUUCAAACCCACUACAUCACCAAAUUACCAAACAUGUGAAAUCGAUUUAUAUUUUGUUAGGGAACAUGUUGCUAUUGGUCAUGUACACGUACUUCAUGUUUCUUCUGCUCACCCGUUUGCUGAUAUUUUUACUAAAGGAUUACCUACAUAAUUAUUUUUGGACUUUCAGGACAAUUUAAGCAUUUAUGAACCUCCCGCUCAAAUUGAGGGGAAGUGUUAAACUAUUAUUUAUUGGAUAGUUUAGGUCUUUUUAUCAUGAU